GUUUUUGUGGUAGAUUGACUUGAAAUGUUGAUGGUGCAGGUUUUUGUAGAUGUAUUACAACCUGCUGAACCUUGAGAAGUGAACCCAUUCAUUUCAAUCUUAUCAAAAGUAUAUAAAACAGCACUACUUGUGGGUUGAGUACCUGUGUAUGACCAUGUCCAUUAUAUAGUAUAAGUUAGAGUUGCAUCGCUGCCAUCUAUUUUUGAUGGUCUAAUUAUGAAUAUAUCUGAUAAGGAAGAGAGGAUACCAAAUUAUUCAGCAGGAAUUACAAGCAAUUCCAAAUAUCCGUUAUCAUUAUAAGAAGUCCAAGAAAUUUGAGUAGUUUGAUAUUGAGAUCCUAAUGUCAGGGAAAAGCGAUUGAAAUGAGAAAACCCAAAAUUGAUCAAAUAUUUAUUCGAAAUAUAGAAAGGCUGAUAUGCUCUUAGUUUUAGAAAGUAGGCAUCUGUCAUCCUCCAUAAUAGAGUGUAAUAAUCCUAUCUUUUAUUUGUUGUAC
Paramecium octaurelia is the source of this 493-nucleotide messenger RNA. NCBI's taxonomy places the organism in Eukaryota, Ciliophora, Oligohymenophorea, Peniculida, Parameciidae. The record is from the annotation of a GenBank genome assembly.